Pseudocercospora fijiensis CIRAD86 is the source of this 2427-nucleotide messenger RNA. RefSeq lists its product as uncharacterized. The coding region runs from base 1 to 2427 and encodes 808 amino acids. The record is from RefSeq and is a predicted model, not a curated record. The transcript has 12 exons. Lineage: Eukaryota; Fungi; Ascomycota; Dothideomycetes; Mycosphaerellales; Mycosphaerellaceae.
AUGCUGCAGGUAACUCUAGAGGAUCCCCCAUCGCAGAACGAUAGGCCACCACUCAGCUCUAAUGAAAUGAAGUCUGGGCAACAAGCUAAAGCCGCGUCAGCACCAGACGACAGCACAGGCGUUGGUCCUUCCAGGGACGCAGGACAGCCGUCUGCGCCUAUUGCGUUGAGACCUGGCGGUUACCAACAAAAUGCUCUCGUUCACGGCAGCAAUGAGCUAUACAUUUAUAUCGGGACCAGAUCUCCACCCGGCUGUUCUUUCAGCCAUGUUACAGUCACCGACGAGACCGACGAUCUAAGCUUCUUCCUGAGCUUGCAAAAGAAAUAUCGAGAACUAAGAACACCUUUUCAAAUCUGGUUCUCACCCUGGCAAUAUGAUCACUGCGACUUUUUCGAGCUGAACACUGCUCUCAAGUUCCGCAAAUCUCCAACAAAAGCUGGCAGCGGAUCUAGCAUACGACACGGCUAUCCUCCCAACAACAAUCAUUACCACAUGACCCCAUGUCCCGUCCAAGACGACCCGCCCAUCGGCGAUCAAAGUUUCUCAGACUACUACUAUCACCUCCAUGCCGGAGACGAAGACUAUGUUCCCGGCACACGUCCAAAAAACCUGAGAGAACAAAUCCGAUCUGUUCUAGCUAGCACGACCAUCGCACUAUCCCUCUUACCAAAAAAGAAAGCCCCGGUCGACUGGAACGAUGGCAAAUACGACACGUUCUGGGGCCUUUACGCUGUCGAGCUGCCAUCUUUCAUUCGUAUCCUGGCUGGUCUGGUCUUUUGCCUCACGCCGUGGAUUAUUUUCUUUUUCCUCUGGCUCUUUGAGUGGAAUCAUAAGUCUGAUUUGCAGAAUGCUUCGGUGCCGUUGUUGGUCUCGAUCGCGCUUUUUUGGAGAGGAGGUAGAGGGAGUGGGGAUUCGCUUGAGAUGAGGGACAUUGAUAUUCUAGGACCUGGAGUAGCGUCUGGUAUCCCUCUGCCAGGCGUUAAGAUGAAAGCAUUUCGAGUUAUGACUCAUGAAAGAAUGAGAAGCGAAAAAGCUCCAUGGCACUUCAGCUUCGUGGUGUUUCUUAACGUGAUCGCGUGCUGUCACGUUUGGGCAUGGAUUCGCGCGUUUGAUGGCAGGCAUGGAACAGUCAGCAUCGGCCGGGAUACUUACUGUAUUGUACUCAAAAAAGAGAUUGCCGCCUUUUCUGCCGUUCAUCUUGCUUCAAGACCUCAUGAGACAGGUCUGGCAUUGCCAUGCCUCACCAGUCCUGUCACAUACCAAGCCGUGACAGGCUUAUUUGACGGCAUAUGCGUGACGCUCACUCUACGCAAUCUUUCGUACACCGACAUGGACAUGUCUCUGUCCCGGAAGGAGGCAUGGAGAAGAGACAUAAGAAUGCUCUUAAUUAGCGUCAAGGCGAAGUAUUAUCUCGACCGGUCACCAGUCUUUUCCUCCUCCUUCGCUGUUGCAGCUGGGCUCGCUUCCGCUCUACCAACCGAUCAGGGCCUACCGCUCGUUGGUGACCUUAUUGGCGGUGGCGGAGGUUCAAACUUGCCAUCUCUAGGCAGUCUGACUGGAAGUGGUGGCGGAGGUUCAAACUUGCCAUCUUUAGGCAGUCUGACUGGCAGCGAUGGCUCAGGCUUACCUCUUGUCGGCAGGCCAGGGCAACAGGACGACAGCCCUUACGGCGCUUCCUCUCCCAGCGACAAUGGCGGUACCUUGGGAGGCAUCCUCAAGUACGAUCACCCAGCCAAGGAUGAUACUCAGCAUCCCGACUGCGUAAACCAAUGCAGCAGCUACUGCCAGCAGUACUUCCAGGACAAUGACCAAGAGGACCAAUGCCAGCAGCAGUGCCCACAGCAAUGUUCACAGGCGCUCGCCUCGCCCAUUCAGUCAUCUUCUGGCCAAGAUCAAAAGAGCGAUCGAUCGCUGCAAGGCUUUGCUCCAAACCAGCAACAAGGCGGCCAAAAUCUCGCAGAUCCAAUCACCCAGCCUUUCAGUAGCAGUGGUAGUGGUCUGCCGGAAUCUUCGGGUAGUAACGGCAUCGCCAGUCCAAUUGGCAACGGCAGUACUGGUCUAGAUAACCCUGCUGAUCAGGCUUUCUGUAAUAUCUUUGAUAGCAUUUACAGCAAUACUACUAGCGCCGAACAGCCAGACAGUACGCCUCUUGGCUACGGUGCAUCCGAUUCCGCUACAAACCAGCCAUCCGGUCAGUCUCAUAAGCCCAGUAGACAGAAAGCAGAGCGCCAAGAUUUGAAAUGCAUGUUUGAGCUUCAGCUUUACUUCUGUAUACUAUGCUUCAAGAUUGAGAGAUUGAUUGCCUUCUGGAAGGGUUAUGAGAAUAUACACACAGCAACAGAAUACAUCAUGGAACUUUGCGAGCUUUUCCAUCUCCUUCGCCAGUGCCAGUGCCGAAGUUGUCCACGGUCAUGGCGGAGCGCCUAG